This is a messenger RNA of Strongylus vulgaris, 378 nucleotides long. NCBI's taxonomy places the organism in Eukaryota, Metazoa, Nematoda, Chromadorea, Rhabditida, Strongylidae. The record is from the annotation of a GenBank genome assembly.
AUGAAGAAUGGAGGAAACGCCAUUUUAAAGCUAACCCUACUCAUGGCAGACGUCGUUUUCUUCGAACCUCGCAAAGGCAAUGUAUUCGUGACUUCGGGUGGCUCAACUAAAAGACUUGCUAAUCAGACCAACAGAAGAGUAGCGUAUAAAUUUGUUUUCCCGCCAGACUCCAGCUUUUUCGCCAAACCUGAACAAAUGUACGGUUUCAUUCCUCGAGGAGGAAAAAUUAGUCCAGGAAAAGGAACUACCGAAAAGAUGACAAUUCAGUUUGCAGCAGUCGAGGAGGGGGCCAACGAUCCACAAGCGAGCUUUGCAACUGGAAGGCCGAUGGGAGAAUUUGCUGGCGAAACAAUUGUGACAUUAGUUGGCACAGAAUAA